AAAAUUUGUUGGCAUUUAGAGAACACUUACCUAUGUAAAAUGUUCUUUGGGAAGAAUGGAAUCAAUAACAAGCUGUAAUAAACUAGUUUAUCUUGUGGAGUAGUUGUAUAGUUCAGUGCACGAUAGUGAAGCGGUUAUAUAGUUCAGUGCUAAAUUUGCUGAAUCUGCCAGAAUGACCCCAGUUCACGAGUCCUUCUCAAAGCCAGUUCAAUAUCAGAAUGUGGACCCCGGUCUACGGCCACAGACAGUGGCGGUCACACAAAGGGAAAGACAAAGAAGAGACCAUCAAAACCUGUGUAUCGAAAUCAGGAGUCCCUUUGUGUUUGGUAGAGUGACCACAAGCCUUACGGAGCUUCCUUUAGGGGCAAGCUCUCGCCCCAGGGUAAGAUCUGCUCGUCUCCCGAUUCCUGGCAUGCCUCGAAGUCAAAUGGGGGUCGCCCGUUUCUACGACUGGUCUGACGAUCCUGCUGAGUGCUUCCCUAUUUCCCGACUCUACCGAGAAAUCGCCAGCGUACCCCGACUGCCCGUCAGUAAGUUGUCGCGGGUGAACGCCAGCAACGCAUCCACGCACGACAUCAAGAUAGGUCUCUCGACCAGCAGGAACUAUGCCGUUGGUCAAGGCCGAAUGUUCUUUCGGGACAAGAAAGCACUGACCAGAGGCGAGAAAGAAAUAAUCGAAGGGAUAUACAAGAACCGCGGAGACCAGAAUGCUCGCGAAUUACUCGGCAAGUCGGAUGUCCUGAUCAAAAGUCACCAAGACGCUUGGAAUUAUGAUAAAAGUGGAAACAUUAACUUGAGUAGAGUUUUGUUAAAAGGUGAAAAAAUAGACACGAAUACUCCUAGAGUCAGCGCCGUUGCGGACGCUAAAACUUCCCCGACGCCUUCAGCUAGAAAAUCAUCGGGUUCAGAUUCGUUUUUGGCGCCUGGGAAAACCUCUUUGAACAGAACCACCCGUUACCCCGAUGCAUUGCUGGUCUCCACUUGUUUGACUUGCCAAAAGCUGCAAGAUGAUUAUGAAAACACUCAGUACAUAGACUCAGGGCCUUCGGCUCCACCUAGUUCCCCGGACAUUUGGCACCCCAGACACAAACUAACAUCAGUUCCCACUUUCCAUAAACUGUUGAGCUCCAGGCCGAGCGUACAGCCAAACUUAGUUCUACUGGCGGACAGGAUGGCAGCCCUCAGACUUGACCCGAGUCAGCUACACGAUCAGAUGCUAAACAGCGUUUCCACGCACUCACACCGCUGCGUAGUCAGUCCUGCUAGCUCGUGUGAUUUCUCGGAAAUCCCAAACCCAGAAAAUAUUGAAACAUUAACCCAAGACGUGAACAGUGAAGCCCUGCUAGGGGCGGCUAACUGGGUUUUGCAGUGCGAUGAACGACCAGAACGGGGGUCGUCAGAAGGUGAGAAGCGAAAGAUAGCCGUUCAGAUUUAUGUUCCAACAGCUGGAGAAGACGUAGCAGACGAUGACACAAAUUUGUUGGUGAAAAGUUCAAUGGCCAGAGAAAGGCCCAUCAGCCAUCGGACGUAUGUAAGAAGGAAGAAAAUAAAAGUAUGAAAUGAAGAAAUAACGACGUCUUAUCUUCUUAUUAUCGUUUAUAAAGACACAAGGACAUAAGAACUAAUAAUUGUAAAAAAAUAAUAUGUGCAAUAUAAAAUUUCAAGAGUGGAAA
Molecule: messenger RNA, 1673 nt
Organism: Biomphalaria glabrata
Lineage: Eukaryota; Metazoa; Mollusca; Gastropoda; Planorbidae
Exons: 2
Coding region: 173-1558 (461 amino acids)
Source: RefSeq, a predicted model, not a curated record